Molecule: messenger RNA, 795 nt
Organism: Guillardia theta CCMP2712
Lineage: Eukaryota; Cryptophyceae; Pyrenomonadales; Geminigeraceae
Exons: 4
Coding region: 1-795 (264 amino acids)
Source: RefSeq, a predicted model, not a curated record
AUGAAGGAGAAAGAGGAGGAGAAGAAGCGCAAGGAGGAAGAAGUUCGUGAGGCCGUGAAGCGACGCCAGGAGUUGUGGGGCAUGAAGGAUCGGGUGAGACGGGAGGAGCAGGAGCAGGAGCAGGAGCAGGAGGCGCUAAUGCUGAUGCUGAUGUGGUUCAUUGUGCAGGUGCUGAAUGCUCUAGCGAAAGGAGAGGAGGAGAGGAGGAGAGAGAAUCAGAAGAGAGAGGAGGAGAUGAAGAUGGAGCGAAGAGAUUUCAAGAACAAGACGAAGGAGCACCAGGAGAGACUGAAAGGUUUCUACCAGAACGCCAACGAGCGAAGCUUGCUCAUGCACUCAGUUGCUCGAAGAUUGAAGCAGGAAGUGACCAAGAAGAAGCAAGAGACAAAGUUCCGCAGCGUCCCCGUGCCGCACGCCAUGAUGGACAUGGAGCUGAGGAGGAUGCAGCAGCAGGAGGAGGAGCGCAACUACCGCAAGAAGGACCGCAAGGAGAAGAUCCUCAGCCAGUCCUCGCUCCCUCCUCGAAUGCAGAAGUACCAGGAGGAGUUCGGGAACCGCGGAGCUGGGAGGAGGGGAGGAGCGGAGGGUAUCACAGCAGAGCACACGUUCCGUCCCGCCCCCCCCAAGAUCGUCCCUGACUUCAAGAGCAUGCAGAAGGCCUUUGAGGACGAGCUCGCGGAGUACAAGAGUCGCAACCUUUCGUCAAUGAAGAAGAGCGAGCUCAAACCUUUCUUCCUCCGCAGCGAGUGGGUCAAAUUUGAAGCCUUUGCGAAAUUCCGUGAAAAUAUGAGGUGA